This is a messenger RNA of Carassius auratus (goldfish), 3324 nucleotides long. Its product is annotated as transcription factor Sox-14-like. Gene Ontology annotation, biological process: negative regulation of transcription by RNA polymerase II; positive regulation of transcription by RNA polymerase II; neuron differentiation. The record is from RefSeq and is a predicted model, not a curated record. NCBI's taxonomy places the organism in Eukaryota, Metazoa, Chordata, Actinopteri, Cypriniformes, Cyprinidae. Gene Ontology annotation, molecular function: DNA-binding transcription activator activity, RNA polymerase II-specific; RNA polymerase II cis-regulatory region sequence-specific DNA binding. The coding region runs from base 629 to 1345 and encodes 238 amino acids. Gene Ontology annotation, cellular component: nucleus. The transcript has a single exon.
AUGUCAGGUUUUAUUACAAAAAGGUUGAAGGUCUGUGUUUGUAGACCUUCAACUAAAUGGAUUUGGGGAGGGAAGAGAGUCACCUCAUUUUCCUCCCCGAUCUUUGUUUGUGUUGUAAUAUACAUAUUUUGGUAGGUAUUAAGUGGCUUUCUCAGAGCUGAUUGGGCGCUCAGGUUGGCGCGUGAACGCCCUGCGAUUAUGUCAGAUCGCGUGCAGAGCGAACCAGCCCAGCCUUUGAACUUCACCGCUUUUGGCUCUCAUUCACGAGCUUCUCCUCAUUUGCCAGCCAGGUGCUUCGCGGGGCGAGAAUUCUCGGAGAAAAACAACAGCGCGUAAACAGACAGCGGAAACUUCGCUUGGCGCGCUGGAUUUUGUGGCGCGCUUGGUUUUUCUUCUCUCAGCCGAAUAGUGUCGUUUUGAAAAAGAAAAAUCUUUCAACUUUACCACAAACACGGAAGAAUAACUGGAUUUGCCCCCAUUAAUGCCGUUUUCGUACUCCUGUGGCUCUCCAGACGUGGCAUGAUCCGUGUCUGUCUGCAGGACAGGUGAAUACUAUUUUCUCUUGGUUGGUUGAAGAACCUUUUUUUUUUUUUUUUUUUUUUUUUUUUUAAACCAGGGAACCGUAAAAAUGUCAAAGCCGGUAGAUCACAUAAAGAGACCCAUGAACGCCUUCAUGGUCUGGUCAAGAGGCCAGAGGAGGAAAAUGGCACAAGAGAAUCCCAAAAUGCACAAUUCAGAAAUAAGCAAAAGACUUGGCGCCGAGUGGAAGCUGCUCUCUGAAUCCGAGAAGCGACCGUACAUCGACGAGGCCAAGAGGCUGAGGGCUCAACACAUGAAAGAACACCCAGACUACAAAUACAGACCCAGGCGCAAACCCAAGAACCUCCUCAAGAAGGACAGGUACGUGUUUCCUCUGCCCUACCUGGGCGACACGGAUCACCUGAAAGGAUUUUCGGUCUCAGCCACGGACUCGCUCUUAGGUUCGUCGGAAAAAGCCCGUGCGUUCCUGCCACCCACAUCAGCCCCUUACUCUUUCCUCGACCCGAGCCAGUUCAGCUCCAGCGCUAUCCAGAAGAUGACAGAGAUGCCCCACACUUUGGCCACCAGCACUUUACCUUACGCAUCAUCUCUGGGAUACCAGAACGGCGCAUUCGGGAGCCUGGGUUGCCCCAGCCAGCACACCCACACCCACCCGUCGCCCACAAACCCUGGGUACGUGGUACCGUGUAACUGCACCGCAUGGUCGGCAUCGAGUUUACAGCCGCCUGUUGCCUACAUACUGUUCCCAGGUAUGACCAAGAGUGGGAUUGACCCGUACUCAUCAGCACAUGCCACUGCUAUGUGACUCCACCACUAAAAACAGUCUCUUUUGAAAACUUGAAUACAGCAAUGCAUGUACAUAAGAAGAGAAAAAUGAUCAAGACAUUUAUAAUGAGGCCGUGUAGACAUGAACUUUUCACCGUCUACGGGAGGUUCAUUGGAUCCCAACUUGGAUCUCGGAAUAAAUGUAAGGCAGGUGCCCAGAAUUGUAAGAAAUGUAAAUGUUCAAACGUUUAUUAUUAUGGCUACCGGAUUUGGAUGCCUUUCAUUUUAUUUAUUAUGUACAAUUUGAUGCUAUAAAAAUGCUACUUUUGUUUGAACACUUAAUAUAAUUGUUGUUCUCAUCAUAUUAUGAGUAUUAUUCGAAUGACUUUAAUUUGCACAAAUAACGGUUAGGAUUCAUGUUUCUUGUACAGCCUGUUGUAUUUACCGUUCUUUUUUGGCACUCUGAAAAUCAAAUGAUAAGACUUUAAGGAUUUCAAACUGAGGAUUUUAGCGUUUAAUAGAUUAAUACGGGUUAUAUUGUUUAUAAUGAUCAAACCGGCACCUAAAAGUAGGCGGUAUAUUUAAAAAAUAUCAAAUGAAAAAGAAAAAUUUCCAUCAAUAUUUUUAAUUUGGGCAUUAUUUCCCCCUGUGGUUUAGCGAUAGUCACUCGUUCAUUUGAUUUCAGAAGGAACAUAAAGUUUGAAGCAAAGCAGUUCAUGUUGUAUUUUCUAUCUGCGAUGGUAACUUAAAUCCUGUCAUGUAAUGGAAAGGAAAAUGUAUUUAAAAGGCUGAUACCUCGAUUCUUUGUUCAUUUGCCGAGCAAAGACUUUUUGAAUAAAGACAAUCUGUCUUAAAAAUGCAUAACACUUGUUAUAUAACCUAUUUAAACGAUUUAUGAAUUUUCUUUUUUACUAUACUCUUAUACAGUCGUGCCAAAAGGUAACAGGCAUGUCAGUAAGUACGGUGAUCCCCAAACAUGCGUUUUAUGUUUUUCUCUUCAGCUGUAUACUAAUUUCUGCAUUAAAAUAUAAUGAUUUAUUUUCGAACAGAAAUAACAGCACAGGCCUUAACUGCUGAAGAUAAAACUGAAACUGAUCUCGCACCGAAUAGAUAUCUUCAAUAAUUAUUUUCUCAAUCAGCACUGCUUAAAUAGUCAACGUUUCGGCGGACCCUGUCUAAAAACCAUCUGGCAUUUCGACGUAGAUUUGAGAUGAACUCUGUCAGCGCGUGGCGUUCCCGACUGCUCUAUAGGGACCCCCGGUCCAAAUUAAAAGGCAAAACAAUUACUGUACAGGGACGCUUAGGGAAACUGAGGGCGAACAUGAAUUGUGAUUUACCCUGAGACCCACAAUAGGAUGGAAAUUGCACUGAAGACGGGGUGGUAGGAGUAUGAGCCAUGCCAUUUAGUAUUACAAAACAAUUUCCAAUAAAAACAAUUGAACAGGUGCUUCAAAAUCGAUUUUCGCCUACAAACGCGCUAUGACACAUUGGAGAAGACUGCAGAUGUAGAGGCUGCCAGUUUGCAUUACCAUCUAUAUUUUCCAGUCGGCUUGUUGACAUUUUUCUUUCUUUCUUUCUUUCUUUCUUUCUUUCUUUCUUUCUUUCUUUCUUUCUUUCUUUCUUUCUUUCUUUCUUUCUUUCUUUAGUAGCUACAUUUUGAGUUUGAAGUAGGCCUACGUUUAGUAUAUUGUCAACUCACAUUUUCCUGUAAAACGCGCGAGUUGCUGUGUUCGGUAUAAAACUUUCUGCAUUCAGGUGUGUGUCAUGUCUCUGCAACAAAGCGAUCACACUCUUUGAUGUGUGGUUGUGUAUCAGACGUUUCACCCUUCAGGGAGUGUAUGCUUGUUCCACCUGUUCCCCAAGAUCAAUCCAACACUUUACCGUCAGAAACACACUGCUAUAACUCUCUCAAAACAAAUUAAUUAAUAACUUCUUUACUUAGUAAGUCUGCAUGUAAAAUGUGUUUUAUGGCGUUACUUUGAUUUUACUAGCCUUUAAAUUAUUAUCCCCUCCCGUAAA